Betta splendens (Siamese fighting fish) is the source of this 2175-nucleotide messenger RNA. It is a transcript of the gene pa2g4b, whose product is annotated as proliferation-associated 2G4, b. The coding region runs from base 132 to 1310 and encodes 392 amino acids. NCBI's taxonomy places the organism in Eukaryota, Metazoa, Chordata, Actinopteri, Anabantiformes, Osphronemidae. The record is from RefSeq and is a predicted model, not a curated record. The transcript has 13 exons.
GGCAAAAGGCGGGAUCUAGUGAUCGGAGUCUGCCGGACGAGCUCGGGGUGGAGAGCAGCGUGGUCCGUCCUGUGACUGACUGACACCCUCCGGGGAAAAAGUUACUCUGAGUUCGUGGACAAACUGCCAACAUGUCUGGAGAUGACGAGACACAGGAGCAGACCAUCGCCGAUGAUCUGGUGGUCACCAAGUACAAGAUGGGAGCCGAGAUUGCGAAUCAGGCCCUGAAGAUAGUUGUCGCAGCAGCUACGGCUGGAGCCUCUGUGCUCUGCCUGUGUGAAAAGGGAGAUGCCUUCAUUGUGGAAGAGACUGGAAAAAUCUUCAAGAAGGAAAAAGAAAUGAAGAAAGGUAUUGCUUUUCCUACUUGUGUGUCAGUCAACAACUGUGUAUGCCAUUAUUCCCCUCUGAAGAGUGACCCUGACAUCAUACUAAAGGAUGGGGACCUUGUCAAGAUUGACCUGGGCAUUCAUGUUGAUGGCUUCAUCUCAAAUGUGGCUCACAGCUUAAUUGUUGGGGUGACCAAGGACAACCCAGUGACAGGGAGGAAGGCAGAUGUCAUCAAAGCUGCACACCUCUGUGCUGAGGCUGCCCUGCGUCUUGUCAAGCCAGGAAACCAGAACACACAGGUCACAGAAGCCUGGAACAAGAUUGCAAAGUCAUUCAAGUGCGCCCCUAUUGAGGGCAUGCUGUCUCAUCAGCUCAAACAACACGUGAUUGAUGGGGAGAAAACCAUCAUCCAAAACCCAACCGACCAGCAAAAAAAGGACCAUGAGAAAGCUGAAUUUGAGGUACAUGAGGUAUAUGCUGUGGAUGUCCUCAUCAGCACUGGAGAGGGGAAGGCAAAAGAUGGAGCUCAGAGGACCACUGUUUACAAACGAGACCCCAACAAAGUGUACGGUUUGAAGAUGAAGACAUCCCGAAUGUUCUUCAGUGAGGUGGAGAGACGCUAUGAUUCCAUGCCUUUCACUUUAAGAGCAUUUGAGGAUGAAGGAAAGGCAAGGUUGGGUGUUGUGGAGUGUGCCAAGCAUGAGCUACUGCAGCCGUUCAACGUGCUGUAUGAGAAGGAGGGUGAAUUUGUUGCCCAGUUCAAGUUCACUGUGCUUCUCAUGGCCAAUGGUCCUCUGCGAAUCACCAACAGCCUCUUUGAGCCAGACCUCUACAAAUCUGAGUUAGAGGUGGAGGACCCAGAGUUGAAGGCAUUGCUUCAGAGCUCUGCAAGCCGUAAGACUCAGAAGAAGAAGAAAAAGAAGGCUUCGAAGACUGUUGAGAACGCAACAAGGCAGGCGAUGGAGACGGAGGCUGCAGAAUAAAUUAAUUCUAGAAAUUCUGAUGACCCAAAGAACAGAUGUCAUUGAUCGUUCGGUCCCAGCUGUCUGAGGCACUUGCAGGCAGAGCCCCUGUGGAAACCUCUGAAUCCGAUGUCAGUCUGGGAUGAUGCUGCUCCUAAAUUUACUCCACUCCACUUUCAACACACGUGCACCCAGUAAAUUUCGCUGUCCAUGAGACAGGUUCAUUCCCUUAACAGUGGACGUUAUUCUGCUGCGAGAAGGGAUAUUUUGUGCAAAAGCAUAUCUUUAACAUCGACCUAUUUGACUGACAUUGAGCCUUCAUCCAUUUAUCCACAUUGACUGUAGUGAAAGAUAUGAAAAAUAAAGUUACCUUGAUAGAGUGGCAAGGGAUGAUAAAUGCACAAUGUGUCAGUGUAACUGUGUGGCAUUUAGUUAACUUCCUUGAAGACAUAAGCCUGAAGCCAUGCUGAGUGUUGACCUGUUGUGGGUUAUGUGUAACACUUAUUGAAACAUGAAAUUCACAUAACUUCUAAGCAUGGCAUCCUUUAAUUAUCAUUACUGAUGACUUUCCUGCAUUUAUACUACUCUUGCUUAGGUCUGUCUAAAAGUACAUUGUAUACUUCUAGUUACUCAGCUGUCAAUUUCUGAAACUGACAUUUUAGGACCUACCAGCUGAGUAAUUUAACUAGUUAAAUAUUUUUUUUAGGUUGUGGAGGGUCUAACUCCUGCCAAGGGUUUAGCAUUCAGUCUUCGGGUGCCACCACUGAGUCUGACAGUCUGUGUUUACAUAAGAAGUCCAUACCUGUAAAAUAUAUGGAUGCUUUUGUAAAACAAAACCCACCUUCAGAGACUAUUUUUGGGAACAUUAAAAAGCCACCUGACAUCA